This is a messenger RNA of Betta splendens (Siamese fighting fish), 2255 nucleotides long. It is a transcript of the gene rer1, whose product is annotated as retention in endoplasmic reticulum sorting receptor 1. Gene Ontology annotation, biological process: retrograde vesicle-mediated transport, Golgi to endoplasmic reticulum; protein retention in ER lumen. Bases 217 to 804 code for a protein of 195 amino acids. NCBI's taxonomy places the organism in Eukaryota, Metazoa, Chordata, Actinopteri, Anabantiformes, Osphronemidae. The transcript is spliced from 7 exons. The record is from RefSeq and is a predicted model, not a curated record. Gene Ontology annotation, cellular component: Golgi membrane.
UUAAAUUAAGAACUACAUUUUCUUCUGCCAAUCUUUAACGAGCGCUGCGGUGGAGUUGUGGGAAAUGCUGUUACUUAAACUAAACUAUGGGCCCACAGAGGUUAACUGAAACGUUCCUAAAACUACAUUACCCACACAGACUGUAAUUUGGGCCAAAGGGCAGUGUACAUUUGGAUGGCUAGUUAGCUUUUUCUCUGGCUAAUAUGUAAGCUAACGAUGUCAGAAGGGGACAGUGUUGGGGAGUCAAUCCAUGGGAAACCAUCUGUAGUCGGUGCCCUUUUCACGCGGGUUGGACAGGUCUAUCAGUCAUGGCUGGACAAAUCAACGCCAUUCUAUGCAGUGCGAUGGGCAGCCACUCUACUACUAACUGCUGUCUACAUGAUCAGAGUCUACAUACUACAGGGUUGGUAUAUAGUAACAUAUGCUUUGGGAAUCUACCAUCUCAACCUGUUCAUUGCUUUUCUGUCGCCAAAAGUGGAUCCUUCACUGCUUGACGAAGAUGAGGGCCCAUCCCUUCCUACCAAGCAGAACGAGGAGUUCCGCCCUUUCAUCAGGAGAUUGCCUGAAUUCAAAUUCUGGCAUUCGGCGACGAAAGGAAUAGUCAUCGCCAUGAUUUGCACAUUUUUUGAUGCCUUCAAUGUUCCAGUGUUCUGGCCUAUACUUGUAAUGUACUUCAUCAUGCUGUUCUGCAUUACAAUGAAGAGACAAAUCAAGCAUAUGGUCAAGUACAGAUAUCUACCCUUCACACAUGGGAAGAAGACAUACAAAGGCAAGGACGACACAGGGAAAGCCUUUGCCAGUUAAAAGCUACCACUUACACUUCUUUUUCUUCUCAUUUGAAAGUUAUCGGUCACGCUCUGGGAUUGGCAAGGAUUUUUUUUUUGAGUGGGACAAUAACAUGAAAAAGCUUUGAUCCAUAGUUCAGUGUUGUGUGAGGACGAGCAGAAUGGAUCAAAUUAAUUCGUGAAUGUUGCCUUUGUCCAUUAAGGUGGUUUUUUUGUUGUUUUUUACCCUGAUUUUAGGACUGGUUUGCAUUUGUUCAGUAGUAGGUGACUCGGUGCUGCCUUUUGCAUUUUAAACCGAUAAGUAAGGUUAAAAUCAUCAAGAAGGAACCACGGUGAAAGUAUCUGCAGUAACUUUUAUUUAUUUUUCUUUAGUUUGUGUUUUUUUCCCCCAAUGAUGUUGAUUUGAUUACUUCUCAUUCUGACUGAAAUAAAUAUGCCAACUUUUCAUUAAUCCUGUUCAUUUGUAACAAGUUAUAUAUCCAAGUCAGUAGUACUUUAGCAAAUGACAUGAUUAGGGGUGUAAAAUGAAGUCUAAAGAAAAUGCUAUGAUCUUUUCUACAGUUUAAUUUCUGUGAAACACUUUUCACUAGAUUGUGCAUUCAUUGUAAAAACACUCAACUAAAAUAAGUUGAUAUUGAAUGAUAGUAAUAAAAUUCACUGGAUUACCCAAACAACAGUGGCAUGGCCGUCAUAGCAGGUAUCAUGAUUGUCUUUGGCUACAUUUGAACUGACACCUCUGCCACUCAUCAUAUCAUUGAAUGCUUACUUUAGGGCAGAUAUUGUAAUUGGCCAAGCUUAAAUAAUUUUUUCAGGAUUUAACAGUUGGGAUACUGUGUUGUCAAGUACCCCUCUAAAAUAUAUCUAUAAUUCGGCUCCUUGAGCUUGAAAUGGCAAGAUGGUGACUUUGCUUUGCCGCAGUACCAAUAUAGUGCAGGAUCAGUAUUCAAGUCCAGUUCAUAAUAAGGUCUAACCUGACUUAUUACCCCAACACCAUUUUGUCAUCUUUUUUAAAGCCUGGGGUCCAUUUAACUAAUGUAAAAUAACAGUUGUAGUCUUUUGUAAUCUGUUUAUGUUGAAAAAAGGUAAAUGUGUAUUGUUCAUUCCAACCAAACAUUUUUUUUAAUUUGCUUAUACACAAGAAAUCUGAGAUUGAGAGGUUUUCUAGCAAAUGAAGUAGUUGGCAAUCAUUUUGCCAUAAACAUGUUAAUUUUGUUUUUUCCAUUUUCUUAUGUUGGGGAAUAACUGUCAUUACUAAAAUUUGAUCAGCACUGUAGUGUGGAUCAAAACAUUUUCCUGUAAAAAGUCUGGUUGUCUGGAGAAUUUGUAUAUAUACAGUAUAUAUUUUAAAUGAUUUUUAGAUUAUUUUUCUUUUGUUUUUUGUCUUUCAGCCACCAACCGUUCUCAAAUGUUUAAAUCCAUUUAUGUUAAAAUUGAUAAAAGCAGAACUGGUUAAUUGGGUCUUGGAUUUGA